UGUCCUUCUCACAACAUAACUUCAGCAAUUGGUACAGAAACGUAGUGAAACAGUGCAUGCGUUCGAGUCCCAUUAGUAUUCUCAGGUAGAUUGUCUCAUUUGGGUCUUCGCAAUGGCUGGUUUCAGGUGUUUAUCCCUCGGGUUGUUGCUUGUUUCCACUCUUUUUAUGUUGUCCGAAAGUAGGGUGGCAAGGAAGGACCUCGGCCUGGACCUUGGGCUUGGAAACUUGGGGGUUGGUGCUGGUGCUGGAAUCGGGAUAGGCGUUGGGCUAGGGGGCGGCGGCAGUGGCUCGGGAGCGGGUGCCGGGUCAGGUUCUGGCUCUGGAUCCGGGUCUAGUUCAGGAUCGGGGUCGGCAUCUGCAUCAGGUUCGGGGUCGGGCUCUGGGUCCGGGUCCUCUGGAGCUGGAUCUAAAGCCGGUUCGUCUGCUGGGUCUCGCGCAGGAUCUCAGGCCGGGUCGGGAUCAGGAUCUAGUGCGGGUUCCGAAGCUGGCUCAUAUGCCGGAUCCUAUGCAGGGUCUAGGGCCGGGUCCGGAUCAGGAGGUUACCAAGGGCAGGGAAAAUAAGCAUGUGGCGUGUUGUGUUAUAUCAUCUCAAUCACCAAUGUAUUAGUACAAGAAUGACUAUGAAUAAAUAAGUAAUGUGAGUGUGCCAGUGGUCUUUUGAACCACUUUCUAGGGUUUGAUCUUAGUGUCUCCAUCUUGCUUUGAUUCAAAGAAUAUUAAUAA
This is a messenger RNA of Syzygium oleosum, 724 nucleotides long. Its product is annotated as glycine-rich cell wall structural protein 2. The transcript has a single exon. The record is from RefSeq and is a predicted model, not a curated record. Lineage: Eukaryota; Viridiplantae; Streptophyta; Magnoliopsida; Myrtales; Myrtaceae. The coding region runs from base 113 to 562 and encodes 149 amino acids.